This is a messenger RNA of Aspergillus glaucus CBS 516.65, 1728 nucleotides long. RefSeq names its product sulfatase family protein. The record is from RefSeq and is a predicted model, not a curated record. The transcript is spliced from 3 exons. The coding region runs from base 1 to 1728 and encodes 575 amino acids. Gene Ontology annotation, molecular function: glycosaminoglycan binding; N-acetylglucosamine-6-sulfatase activity; arylsulfatase activity. NCBI's taxonomy places the organism in Eukaryota, Fungi, Ascomycota, Eurotiomycetes, Eurotiales, Aspergillaceae. Gene Ontology annotation, biological process: phenol-containing compound metabolic process.
AUGAUGAAGUUUCUGAACACUUUGCUAUUCUCCGGGCUGGCUGUGGCUAGUACCCAGCCUAAUAUUCUGUUUAUUUUGACGGAUGACCAGGAUAAGCAUAUGGGGAGUCCGGAUUAUAUGCCCCAGCUUCAGAAACAAAUCGUCCAAAAAGGAACCACCUUCCCCAAACACUACUGCUCAACAGCCCUCUGCUGCCCCUCGCGCGCCAACAUCUGGACCGGCCGCAUGCCUCACAACACCAACAUCACCGACGUAAACCCUCCCUACGGCGGCUACCCCCGCGUCGUCGAAGCCGGCUGGAACGACAACUACCUCCCCAUCUGGCUGCAAGAAGCCGGCUACAACACCUACUACGUGGGCAAGUUGUGGAACGCGCACAGCACAACAAACUACAACAACCCCCCCGCCAAGGGCUUCAACAGCUCCGACUUCCUCCUCGACCCGUAUACCUACCGCUACUACGAUGCGCAGAUGACCCGUAACAACGGCAAGCCGGUUAGUUACCAGGGACAGUACUCGACGGAUGUCAUCGCGGAUAAGGCGCGCGGGUUCCUGGACGAGGCUAUCGAGAACAAGGAUAAGCCUUGGUUUUUGACUGUUGCGCCUACGGCGCCUCACUCGAAUGGUUCUUACGAUCCUAGUCGCGACACGAACUGGUUCGGAGAGCCGGAGUUUGCACCGCGCCAUGCGGGACUGUUCCCUGAUUACCAGAUUCCUCGCGAUGCGAGCUUUAACAAGCCCAUCCAGGGUGCUGUGGGGUGGGUGAAGGAUUUGCCUGAGUUGAAUGAAACGCUUAUUCAGUAUAAUGAUGAGUUUGGGCGGAGACGGCUGCGCGCACUGCAGGCUGUUGAUGAGAUGAUUGAGAGUCUUAUUGAGAAGUUGGAGAAGGCGGGUGUGCUGGAUAACACGUAUGUUGUGUUUUCGGCGGAUAAUGGGUAUCAUAUUGGGCAGCAUCGGAUGAACCCAGGGAAGAACUGUGGUUAUGAAACCGACAUCAACGUCCCCUUGGCCAUCCGCGGCCCCGGCAUCCCCGAAAACGCAACCCUAGACGUCGUGUCCUCCCACACCGACAUCGCCCCAACCUUCCUGCAAAUCGCCAACGCCCCCUCCCGCCCGGGCCUCGACGGCAAAGCCCUCCCCUUCACCCAAGCCGACACCGCCGACGCGAAGACCGAGCACGCAGCCAUCGAAUACUGGGGCCUCGCCAUCCCCGAAGGCAUCUACGGCCACUACAGCAACGUCCCCGUACAACCAGACACCCAAUUCCAAAACAACACCUACAAAGCCCUCCGCCUAAUCUCCGACUCCUACAGUGUCUACUACUCCGUCUGGUGCACCAACGAGCAAGAACUCUUCAACAUGAAAUCCGACCCUCACCAAACCGUCAACCUCGCCGCGAACCCCGCGCAGCACCAAAACUUCAAGAUCGCAAACCGCCCCAUCGGCCAGAUCAUCCCUCGUCUGGACGCGCUGAUGAUGGUGCUCAAGUCCUGUGAUGGUGAUGCUUGUCGCAAGCCGUGGCAGCAGUUGCAUCCUGCGGGCGCGGUGGCGAAUCUGACGCAGGCGCUGGAUGAGAAGUUUGAUGGGUUUUAUGCGAGACAACCCAAGGUUUCGUUUAGUUCUUGUGCGAAUGGGUAUUUGAUUAGUGAAGAGGGACCGCAGGAGUUUAAUAAGUAUACCGGGGGGAAGGGGAAGAGUGGGACUAGGAGGAACUUCUUGGGUAUAUAA